AUCAUCUCCUCGCAAAGGAAGUGAGAAGAGAGCGAAAUCCAGAGCAGAGCGCACGGCGUCGCAUUUUGGAGCGCUCGCUGCUCGUCGCACGUACGAAGCCCACGCGUCCGCGCGCGUCAGCACGUGCCGGAGCCCCCCCGCACGGGCGCCCCGCUGGAGAGGAUGACGCGGCGGUGCUCGCACUGCAGCAACAACGGCCACAACUCGCGCACCUGCCCUGCCCGCUCCGCCGCCGGCGGCGGCGGGGUGAGGCUGUUCGGCGUGCGGCUCACUACGGCGCCGGCGCCGGCGGCGAUGAAGAAGAGCGCCAGCAUGAGCUGCAUCGCGUCCUCGCUCGGGGGCGGGUCCGGGGGCUCGUCGCCGGCGGCGGGAGGGGGAGGCGGGGGCCGGGGAGGGGGAGACGGCGGUGCCGGGUACGUCUCCGACGAUCCCGCACACGCCUCCUGCUCGACGAAUGGCCGCGCUGAGCGCAAGAAAGGUACUCCUUGGACUGAAGAAGAACAUAGAAUGUUUCUGAUGGGUCUGCAGAAGCUUGGUAAGGGAGACUGGCGAGGGAUAUCCCGAAAUUUUGUUGUUUCCAGGACCCCAACUCAAGUGGCAAGCCAUGCUCAAAAGUACUUUAUCAGACAAACAAACUCGUCAAGACGGAAAAGGCGGUCGAGCUUGUUUGACAUGGUGCCAGAAAUGCCGAUGGAGGAGUCCCCAGCUGCUGUGGAACAAUUUACUCUCCAAAAUACUCAAGACGAAGCUACAAGUUCAAAUGAAUUACCAACCUUACAUCUUGGGCAACAGAAGGAAGCAGAGUUUGCUAAGCAGCAGCCAACUUUUCAGCUAAGCCAGCAUGAGGAUUCUGAAAAUGCAGAGCUUCCAUUGCCAUUACCAGACCUGGAGAUGAACUCCAGUGUACCAUUCAAGACCAUACCUGUUCCAACGGUGCCAGCAUUCUACCCAGCAUUGGUCCCUGUUCCACUAACUCUUUGGCCUCCAAGUGUUGCUCAUGUGGAGGAAGCAGGCGCAACCCAUGAAAUACUUAAACCGACUCCUUUGAAUGGUAAGGAGGUGGUUAAAGCGGAUGACGUUGUUGGUAUGUCUAAGCUCAGCAUUGGUGAUGCUAGCUCUGGCUCCAUGGAACCCACUGCUCUUUCCCUUCAGCUUAAUGGAUCGGCGGAUACAAGGCAGUCAGCUUUUCAUGUCAGUCCACCGAUGAAUAGACCUGAACUAAGCAAGAGAAACAGCAGUCCAAUUCAUGCAGUUUGACGAAGCAUGGAAUAGGCUCACUGGGUCAAGUCUUACAGACUAUACUAAUGGUCCCAAUACCUCAGCAUGUGAGCAUGUACUUCUGUAACAACAAACAACUUCUAAGUUAUUCUAUUUCCAGCUUAUGUUCUUUGUCAUUGACAAAUGUAGGGAUAUAUAUGUCAAUGAAAUCAUACCAUUAAUGUCAGACUGUAUUGUUGCCUGUUGGGAUGCUACACGCAUCUACCUUUUCUGAUUCA
Molecule: messenger RNA, 1496 nt
Organism: Panicum hallii
Lineage: Eukaryota; Viridiplantae; Streptophyta; Magnoliopsida; Poales; Poaceae
Product: transcription factor MYBS3-like
Exons: 3
Coding region: 163-1257 (364 amino acids)
Biological process (GO): response to ethylene; response to gibberellin; response to auxin
Molecular function (GO): DNA binding
Source: RefSeq, a predicted model, not a curated record